AUGCGGCUCCCUGCUCUGCUGCUGCUCUUCGCGGCCUGCGUGGCCGCCCAGGAGGCCCCUGAGCCUUCUCCCGAUGCUGCGUCUGCCCCCGCAGAGGCCUCUGCGCGCCUGGAGCGCUGCGCGAUGCUCGGAUUCGACGCGGACGCGCUGGACUGUCGACUUUGCGACGAUCUGUCGACUUAUCUGGGCUCCGUUAAGUCGACAAAGAAGAAACCCAAGCAGAAGGCCGUCGACUUGGUGACGAGCGAGUGUCGCGACUGCUGCUCGGACUUCUCCAAAGUGCUGGAGGCCGAGGGACGCCGCUACGCCAAAGCCGUGCUGGCCGUGAGUCAACAUCGACUGAAGCGGUACCCGAAAGUGGCCAACUUUGUGGAGCACCAGGCCGAGAGCACCAAGCGGCUCGAGGUGCAGGAGGCGAACCCCCGACUGCCCAUGCUCCAGUUCUUUGAUGAGGAAGGGGAGAAGGUCGAGGAGAUCAGGUACCGUGGACAAUUUUAUAUUAAAUUUAUUGUUAUAGAUAGAUUUGGGAUGUUGAUUUUUUUAUUUUUUUGUAGUGUGGCCCAUUGGGAUGAGGACUCCAUUGCUGAGUUUAUUGCGAACAAGUUGCUGCCUGAGGAGGAGGUGGAGGAGGGAGAUGAGGUUGUUGAGGUGGAGGAAGAGGUUGUGGAGGUGGAAGUCGAGGCGGACAAGCCGUGA
Messenger RNA from Phytophthora sojae, 696 nucleotides. RefSeq lists its product as hypothetical. The record is from RefSeq and is a predicted model, not a curated record. NCBI's taxonomy places the organism in Eukaryota, Oomycota, Peronosporomycetes, Peronosporales, Peronosporaceae. Gene Ontology annotation, molecular function: oxidoreductase activity. The coding region runs from base 1 to 696 and encodes 231 amino acids. The transcript has a single exon. Gene Ontology annotation, cellular component: endoplasmic reticulum lumen.